This is a messenger RNA of Blepharisma stoltei, 719 nucleotides long. The record is from the annotation of a GenBank genome assembly. NCBI's taxonomy places the organism in Eukaryota, Ciliophora, Heterotrichea, Heterotrichida, Blepharismidae.
AUGGUCAUCCGACCUCUUAGCGCAUAUCCCUCAACACCUGCAGGCAAUUCCAAAAAGAAGGAGGAGGAACCACCGAAAAAUAGCUUUGGAUACUUACCCACUCCCUCCUGUGAGUAAACAGAAUUUGUAAAAUCUUUUUUUUUGCUAAAAAACUCACCUUCUGUGAGUGAACAAAAAUUUUUUAUCAAAAGCUAAUUCUGUUUAAUUAAAACAGUUUUGCAUUUUAAAACAUAAUUUCGCAAAUUAAUACAAAUUGGAAUUUUUCAAAGCUAUGAAAAAAAAAAAUUCUAUAAAAUAUAUAUAAUAAUUUUUUUUGUUCGCUCACGAAGGGGAAUUAGUAUAUUUAGGCAGAGGUUUUUUCUUAUGCCAAAGGGCAUGAUACCUGGGUGGGAUUUUCCUCUGGCAUGGAAAUGGAAAGAGCACAGACGCCCCAGGAGCAAGUCAGGCACAAUGUAGCCAAGGAGAAGCAAUUAGCGUUAGCUGAGAGCCCGUUAUAAUAAGUGAUGAGCUCAUAGAGGUAUAGAAGUUUCCUAUGUUUGGCGCUGUAAGGCCGAUAAAUUCUGAUCGGAAUUUAUCGGUGGUUGCACCAAAUCAAUGCCUUGGUCGGACCAAAAGCGAUUUGGUCCGACGAACUUGGAAAGCUCCUGGGAAAAUGUCUGCGCUUUCAGCGCUAUAUAGAGGAAACCUCUAUAAAUUCUCUCAGGAAUGCAUCGAUUUAA